This is a messenger RNA of Danio aesculapii, 2310 nucleotides long. It is a transcript of the gene cnga3a, whose product is annotated as cyclic nucleotide gated channel subunit alpha 3a. Gene Ontology annotation, biological process: monoatomic cation transmembrane transport. NCBI's taxonomy places the organism in Eukaryota, Metazoa, Chordata, Actinopteri, Cypriniformes, Danionidae. The record is from RefSeq and is a predicted model, not a curated record. Gene Ontology annotation, cellular component: plasma membrane; intracellular cyclic nucleotide activated cation channel complex. The coding region runs from base 1 to 2310 and encodes 769 amino acids. The transcript has 8 exons. Gene Ontology annotation, molecular function: protein-containing complex binding; intracellularly cAMP-activated cation channel activity; intracellularly cGMP-activated cation channel activity.
AUGGCGAAGAUUUGUACAGAACAGUCCUAUCCGUCACAACACAGGCUAUCAGUCCGAGCCUCUGAAGAUGAACUGGACCACACUGAAAAUGGUGCAAGCAGGCCUCAUUCUCUAUGUGACGACAACUCCUCUGACAUUCAGGGGAUUGUUUCCACUGAGGGAUCCAGUAGAAGCUCUUUUACAGGUGCUGGGGCCAUGGCGAGGCUCACUCAGUUCGUGAUAGUGCUGAGGAACUGGGCCACACACAGGCUUCACAGAGAGGUUGAGCGUCCUGACUCCUUCUUAGAGCGAUUUCGUGGACCAGACCUCAAAGACAUAUCUAGCAGAGGGAGUAAUGCCCGAUCCUCUAUAGGCCUUCCCGACAGGCCUCAUAAGAGGAAAAAAGCCAAUCCCUGGCCUCUGGCAGUUUACAAUAUGAACAACUGCAACAACACAGAUGACAAAAAAGAGGACAAAAAGGAGGAAAUAAAAAAAGAUGGAGACAAAAAGGAAGAGAAAAAAGAUGAGAAGGAAGAGAAAAAAGAUGAGAAAAAGGAAGAGAAAAAAGAUGAGAAGGAAGAGAAAAAAGAUGAGAAAAAGGAUGAAAAGAAGGACGAGAAAAAAGACGAAAAGAAGGAUGAGAAAAAGGACGAAAAGAAGGAUGAUAAGAAAGAUGAUAAAAAAGAUGAUAAAAAGAAAGAUGCUCCUCCUCUGCCGAAGGAAGUGUGGAUCAUGGAUCCGGCUUCAGACAAGUAUUACAGAUGGCUGUCCAUCAUUGCAGCUCCAGUGUUUUACAACCUGAUGAUGCUGGUGACGAGGGCCUGUUUCAACGAGCUUCAGAACACUUACACAAUACUCUGGAUAGUCCUGGACUACACUUCAGAUGCAAUCUACUACACGGACACGUUUGUCAGGUCCAGAACAGGUUUCUUGGAACAGGGUCUCCUCGUCAAGGACUCCAAAAAGCUGAUAAACAAUUACAGGACAAUCCCACAGUUCAAAUACGACAUGAUCUCCAUGAUCCCCACAGAUUUCUUUAUGCUAAAAGUGGGAUUCAACAACCCUGAACUUCGCUUCAACCGUCUCUUCAAAAUGGCUCGUCUCUUCGAGUUCUUCGACCGCACGGAAACCCGAACAAACUACCCCAACAUUUUCCGCAUCAGCAACCUCGUGCUAUACAUCCUCGUCAUCAUCCACUGGAAUGCUUGCAUCUUCUUUGCCAUUUCCAAAACCAUCGGCUUUGGGACCGACACCUGGGUGUAUCCCAACAUCAGCCACCCCGAAUAUGGACGCCUGGCCAGAAAAUACAUCUACUGUUUGUACUGGUCCACUCUCACCCUCACCACCAUCGGAGAAACGCCGCCUCCAGUCAGAGACAUCGAGUACCUAUUUGUAGUCAUGGACUUCCUUAUCGGCGUGCUGAUUUUCGCUACCAUUGUCGGUAAUGUCGGCGCCAUGAUCUCCAACAUGAACGCAUCCCGUGCUGAAUUCCAAGCCAAGAUUGACUCCAUUAAGCAGUACAUGCAGUUUCGUAAGGUCAGCAAAGACCUGGAGGCCAGAGUCAUCAAAUGGUUUGACUACCUCUGGACAGAAAAGAAGACCUGCGAUGAGAAGGAGGUCUUGAAGAAUCUUCCAGACAAGCUCAAAGCUGAGAUCGCCAUUAACGUCCAUCUGGACACCCUGAAGAAGGUGCGAAUCUUCCAAGAUUGCGAAGCCGGACUUCUGAUUGAGUUGGUGUUGAAGCUGCAACCUCAAGUCUUCAGUCCUGGAGAUUAUAUAUGUAAAAAAGGCGACAUCGGUCGAGAAAUGUACAUCAUUAAAGAAGGAAAACUCGCUGUUGUGGCUGAUGAUGGCAUCACACAGUUUGUUGUCCUCAGCGAUGGCGCUUAUUUUGGAGAAAUCAGCAUCCUUGGGAUCAAAGGCAGUAAAGCUGGAAACAGAAGAACGGCAAAUAUUCGUAGCGUCGGCUACUCUGACCUUUUUGCUCUCUCAAAAGACGACCUGGUGGAAGCGCUUACUGAGUAUCCCGAUGCCAAAAAAGCCCUGGAGGAGAAAGGAAAGGCCAUUUUAAGAAAGGAUAAUCUUCUGGACGAAGCGGUGGCGGCUGCAGGAGCUGAUCCUAAAGAUCUGGAGGAGAAGAUUCACCGCCUCGAGGGAAACCUUGACAUUAUGACUGGCAAAUUCGCCAAGCUGAUGGCAGAGUACACGUCCUACCAGGGCAAGAUCAAGCAGAGGAUCACCAACAUGGAGAAUAAAGUGAAAACGCUGCGGCCCGAAGACCUGUCUGAGGUGAUCGAGGACAAAAAGGAAGAGGAGAAGAAGACAAAAUAG